Messenger RNA from Etheostoma cragini (Arkansas darter), 4016 nucleotides. RefSeq names its product fatty acyl-CoA reductase 1. NCBI's taxonomy places the organism in Eukaryota, Metazoa, Chordata, Actinopteri, Perciformes, Percidae. The coding region runs from base 343 to 1890 and encodes 515 amino acids. Gene Ontology annotation, biological process: long-chain fatty-acyl-CoA metabolic process. Gene Ontology annotation, cellular component: peroxisome. The record is from RefSeq and is a predicted model, not a curated record. The transcript is spliced from 12 exons. Gene Ontology annotation, molecular function: alcohol-forming very long-chain fatty acyl-CoA reductase (NADP+) activity.
UUCACUUAACAGAACGGCGUGUAUCGGCUGGACUAGGGGAGGGCCCACGGGCGGGGUGACGCGCCCUGCCCACUCAGUAUCUUACAUUUGUGUGGCAGACUGGCAGUCUGUGUCUAGCUGCUGUAGUGGGAGAUAGACAGCCAGUCGGCGGAGCCGUGGAAGUAUCCAUCAGCCAGAGCCCAGGUAGCCGCUGGGAGAAGGAAGGGUGUCCGCAUCUGCCGCACCGCACAGCCGCCCACACCAAUCCAUGUCAAAGAAGCUGUCUAAAGACCGGGACUUCAACAGGCUAGGAGAGCAGACGACAGACAGACGGACAGAACAGACUUUCUGACUGGUGGGAGCAUGGCGUCCAUACCGGAAUACUACGCUGGAAAGAACGUGCUGAUCACAGGAGCCACGGGCUUCAUGGGCAAAGUGCUGGUGGAGAAGCUGCUGAGGUCCUGCCCUGAGGUUAAAGCACUCUACCUCCUGGUCAGACCCAAAGCCGGGCAGUCCAUGCAGCAGAGGGUCAGCGACAUGAUGGUGUGCAGGCUUUUUGACCGAGUGCGUGAGGAUAACCCAGACUUUCACCAGAAGAUCAUCCCCAUCAGCAGCGAGCUGAUGCAGCCGGGCCUGGCCAUCAGCCCAGAGGAUGUUGAGAAGCUCUCUGCCUGCAUAAACGUCAUCUUCCACUGCGCUGCCACCAUCCGCUUCGACGAGCCACUUAAACAUGCCCUGCAGCUCAAUGUGAUCGCCACACAGCAGCUCCUCGGCCUGGCCCAGCAGAUGAACCACCUCGAGGCCUUCAUUCAUGUCUCCACUGCUUAUGCAAACUGCAACCGCAAGCACAUUGACGAGGUCAUCUACCCGCCACCUGUCGAGCCCAAGAAGCUCAUCGAGUCUCUGGAGUGGAUGGAUGAUGGCAUUGUGCGCGACAUCACGGCACGGCUCAUCGGCGACCGGCCAAACACAUACACCUACACCAAAGCCCUGGCUGAGUAUGUGGUGCAGCAGGAGCAAGACAAGCUUAACAUCGCCAUCAUCAGACCCUCCAUAGUGGGAGCCAGCUGGCAGGAGCCUUUCCCAGGUUGGAUUGACAACUUCAACGGGCCAAGUGGAAUCUUUAUAGCUGCUGGAAAGGGGAUCUUGCGCACUAUGAGAGCCAACAAUGACGCGGUGGCUGACCUGAUCCCUGUAGACGUAGUCAUCAACCUCACACUGGCUGCUGGCUGGUACACCGCUAAACACAGACCAAAACCAGCUUUGGUGUACAACUGCACGACCGGCGGCAUCAACCCGUUUCACUGGGGCGAGAUCGAGCACCAUGUGAUGUUGUCCUGGAAGAGGAACCCGCUGGAACAGGCUUUCCGCCGGCCCAACACCAACAUCACUUCCAACUACCUGAUCAACCAGUACUGGAUCCUUGUCAGCCACAAGUUCCCUGCCCUUAUCUAUGACUUCUUCCUGCGACUCUCUGGACAAAAGCCGCAGAUGAUGCGCAUCUUCAAUCGUCUGCAUAAGGCAAUCGGCCUGCUGGAGUAUUUCAGCAGCCGGGACUGGGAGUGGAACUCUGAGAACAUGAGCAUGCUGAUGAGCCAGCUAACCCCAGAGGACAGGAAGACAUUUAACUUUGAUGUGCGCCAGUUGAACUGGCCCGAGUACAUCGAGAAUUACUGCAUCGGCACCAAGAAGUAUGUCCUGAAUGAAGACAUGUCUGACAUUCCUGCUGCCAGGCAGCAUCUGAGGAAACUGAGGAACAUCCGCUACACCUUCAACACACUGUUGGUUGUUUUCAUCUGGAGGGUGUUUAUUGCCCGCUCCCAGAUGGCCAGAAACAUCUGGUACUUUGUGGUCAGCCUCUGUUUCAAGUUCCUCUCCUACUUCCGUGCAUCAAGUACCAUAACCAACUAAGUCUUCCUCACCGCCUCAAACCAGAUACAGCAGCUCUCUGCCUUUAGCUGUCGGCAGGAUAUAACAUCUGAGACUCUGACCCUCCACAAUAGACACUCUCUAAAUCCUUCUGUUAGCGUGGAUUAGCUGGAGGCUCUCUACAGGUGGGAGGCUGCAGUUGUGUGAAGCACUCAGAAUGGAGAAAAGAGGUCUUCUAGCCAUGAGUUUUUUGUUUAGUUCAGAAAUCAGUACCUGCACUAUUCAGUCACCUGACCAGUCCAAAAAAUGUCAUUCAUGUUGUAUCUACAAUUUCCUUCUCAAAGUGGCCAAUUAUAUAUGCAACAAUAAGCCUUUUGUGUGACUUUGUUUUCAUACUUGAAAUAUGGCAGUGCGUCACUGGCGGCGAUUUCUAAAAGUUUAUUUGAGAUCUGUUUUUUACUGUGGGAUGUCCAAAGUCUCUCUUUACUUGUUUACUUGUCUUUGUCUUGCAUUGUGUGUAUCUAUUGCCUUUUUAAGAUUACACCCCAAAAACUAACUGGUGGUUGCCUGUCUUAAGGUCAUUCCACAGAUUGAGACUUGUAUUUAAGCUAAAUUCUGACUACACAAAACCGUAGCACUAAUUGUAUCAAAACCUACAGAUCUGCCAUCUUUGCUGCUGUUGAGGUUGUCACUUAUUUACUACAACAAACAAUAAUGUCAGUAUGUGUCUGAACAUAAACCUUGUUUGUUUGAAUGCUCACCCACUUUUUGCUAGUUUGUACAACAGUUUGUACUGAAACUAAGUUUACUACUUUUACAAAUUUAUACUUGCGUCAAAGGCUGAUGUGGUUGACCUUGGCAGUGUAUUAUAUAUAUAAAUAAGAGUAGAUCAGAGUCUAGUUUAUUUGUAUAGCCCAGUAUCACAUUGUACAAUAUCUCCCAACAGCCCCCCAACCAAGCCCAAGUUUUAUAAGAAUGUCCCCAGAACCUCAAGGCAUUUCAAAGAGGAACCCCCCCCCCCCCCCUUCCCUCUCCUCUCAGUGAAAUUGGAGCCACAGGUGGAAAAGUUACAAAUUGUAACAUCAAGUUAUAGUUGGACAUGCCAAGAACAAUUGGAUUCUACAAGGUCCAGCGCUAAUGCAGUAAAUCCCAAAUGAAGACUGGGUCCAUCCGAUCAGUGGUUCACAGGUGCAAGAAGGUUGGAGAUUGGGGGACCAAGCUUAAAGCAGGCAGUUUAGUGGAGUAGGGAGACGAGUCACUUGAAAGAUGGAGGAUUAGAUGGAGUGUGUUGUAGUAGCCUUCAAUUUGAGUCACAGUGGCAAUCAACAGUUUCUCUGAAACAUAAUAACCUGGAGAUGAAAAACCCAAUAGGUUGUAUCUGAGUGUCGUUUUUGAACAACCUUGGGACUCCUUAAGCUACCUGGAUGAAAAUAUUCCAUAGACUUCAUGAAAAAGUGUUGAAACCCAAAUUGUAACUUUAUUUCCUUCAUCCCAACGAAGAGCCUUCAGUCACCUAGGUAACUGUCUCAGGAAACCUUGGCAACUUGGAAAAAACACUUAAAAAUGUUUCUUGUCCUGCAGCAAACAAAAUGUUUUCAUCCAUGUGGCUAAAAGAAUAUUUGAGGUUUCUAGAAAAGUCUUCAGAACAGCAAUAUGUUGAACAACCUGUUUUCCAAACCUCAGUCUGUUUUAUAAGAGAAAAGGAUUUUUUUUUUUUUUUUAAAGGUUAUAGGACAGCUGAAGACAUGAAAGGGGGGGAUAGAGGGGGAUUGACAUGCAGCAAAGGGACUCAGGUCGGAGUUGGCUAUGCGGCCGCUGUGUCAAAGAGUAAACCUCUAUAUAUGGGCGCCUGCUCUACCAGGUGAGCUAACUAUGCGCCUGUGAUUUGAAUGUAAUGCUAAUAUAUGAGGCACAAACUGAGGAAAACCAGCACUUCCAAAGCAACUGCAUCAGGCUAGCAAGGAGAAUGUAUAUGCCAUGUGACGAUGAAGGCAAUACUGACUGAAUAAUUUUCUUAGUUCAUGAGGCAGGCCUCUGGAUACUGAGGUCAUGUUUUUAAAAAAAAUACAUAAAAUAAAAUAACUAAGAAAGAACAUACAUUUAUGCUAAGGAACACCAUGAAUUAGCAAGGCUGUGUUGAAAGCUGUAGUUUUUUCAAUCUCCAACAG